UGCUCUUGCAUCGGCUCCUAAAUAGGAGUCGAAUUCUUUUCUCACCUGCUCAUGCAUCGAAUACUCCAGUAGUUGAGUCGGUAUGGUUCGGCUCUAGGUCAUCACAUGAUUCGCUUUUCAUCGCCACUGGAGAAGCCCUAAGCUUUCUCCGUUACACGGACGUCAGUUCCGCAGUGGGCUACCGGUUCAUGUGUAAGCUUUCUCUGUUAUAAGCUUGCACAUGAACCGUCUCCCACAACCGCACAAGCAAGCGAGCAAACCCUGCGGGUGCUCCGUCCCCAGUCGGCAGUCGCCACUUCUUUCUUCGACAUCCCUGCCGCCGCUGCCUCCAUCGCCGGCCGCGCUUCAACAGAUCCAAAGGUAAUGCUAUCGCUACCCAUUCUCCAAUUCUGGAACAACAAAACUGCCUCCACCUGCAGUACUAAGCUGUGAUCCAACUGCAUGGCCGGGCGGCACCACUCCAACGGCGGGGAUCUGCCUCCAGCUCCCCACAAGAUGGAGGAGGCCCCUGCUAAGAGGAAUCCGGCGGCCAGUCUUACAGACGACCUCCUCGUCGAGAUUCUCCGCCGCCUGCCCAUCCGCUCCGUAUGCCGCUUCAAGUGCGUCUCGCGGUCCUGGCGCAACCUCAUCUCCGACCCCGCCCACCGCAAGAAGCUACCCCAGACCCUCGCCGGCUUCUUCUACUGUAGCCUCAGCGGCGAGCGCUUCCCCGUCAAGGCGCAUCACUUCACCAACGUUACCGGGAAAGGCAUACCCUUCAUCUUUCCUUCCUUCUCCUUCUUGCCCGUCCCCAGUGACGAUGUAGUCCUCUUGGAUUGCUGCAAUGACCUCCUCCUUUGCCGUUGCUAUGAGCCUGAUCCUCAUAAUGGCGAUGAGAGCGAUGAGUCUGGUCCUAGUGAUGGCGACGGGUUUCGACCGUUCCAUUAUGUUGUGUGCAAUCCCGCGACCAAGAAGUGGGUGAUGUUGCCGGAUGGCAGUUGGGCUAGUGGCGAGACUCGCACAACCCGCUUGGCGUUUGAUCCGGCAGUCUCCUCGCAGUUCCAUGUGGUUCAGUAUGUGGUGGACGAGGCUUGGUGCGUCACAGGGGUGGAGAUUUAUUCAUCCAAAACUGCAGCAUGGAGCUUUAAGGAAAGUGAAUGGGGCGAUGAUGUUAUGCUACAUCAUCAAGUGAGAAGUGUGUUUCUUAACGGCUUCUUGCAUAUGCUCACGGUCCUUGAUGGGAUAGCGUUGGUGGACAUGGAUGCAAAAACAUGGAGGACAAUUCCUGUGCCAACUGAUAAUUUUUUUGAUGGCUGCAUCCAUCAAGCUCAGGGUCGCCUGUGUUUUCUUAAUGUUGAUGAUGCUGAUUUCUUCAAGCUGUCGAUCUGGUUCCUUGAAGACCAUGGUACUAAUGAAUGGACAUUGAAGCAUUCCGUCAGGACUCCACUGCUGUUUGGGCGGAAGAAGCUUCGGUUUGAGUUCGACUACACAGUGAUUACAAUUCACCCAGAAUGCAAUUUGAUUUACUUUGUUUAUGGGUGGGACAAGACACUGAUGGCAUAUGAAAUGGACCGCAAGGAAGUUCGUGUCAUCCGCAAUCUUGGACAUGAUUGCUCGGUGACCUAUUUUCCUUAUGUUCCCUUGUUCUUAGAGGCAUUAGAAGAUGAGCAGUGAAACUGUUAGAUUUACUGCAGCUAUUGUUACUGCAAUGAUGAAUUCAUAUUGGUGCAGUAAGGAGUAUGUGGCAUUCCUUCUAGCUGUCUGAUUGUUCUAGCAAUCUGUAAGUUGAGUGGACUGCCAGAAAAGUUCUGUUUUCUUUGUUUUAUGCAUUUGAGCAUGUCUGUUGUGAUAUUUUGAUUUGAAUCAAUGUUGUUUAAUUGUUGAGAUCUCAUGAACUGCCUUUAGGAAGGCUAACUGUAUUCUUUCAGUUAAACAGCUAGGAGUAUGUUAUUAAGGCUAACUGGAAUUGCCACCAAUUGCUAUAGCUUCACAUUUCUUGAUGAAUGAUGACCAUGGAGGCAACGAAAGCUUUCACCUCUACUGAAGUCUAUUUUCCCUUUCUGUAUUUCCAAUUUAGCAUUGUUUCAGAAAGCUGUGGAGGUUCAGAAACAAAACAAGACAAUGGCAAAGUUAGAUGCUAUAAUGCAAAGCUGAUUGCUGA
Messenger RNA from Panicum virgatum (switchgrass), 2140 nucleotides. RefSeq names its product F-box protein At5g07610-like. The transcript has 2 exons. Lineage: Eukaryota; Viridiplantae; Streptophyta; Magnoliopsida; Poales; Poaceae. The record is from RefSeq and is a predicted model, not a curated record. The coding region runs from base 442 to 1653 and encodes 403 amino acids. Gene Ontology annotation, molecular function: protein binding.